This is a messenger RNA of Sparassis crispa, 1905 nucleotides long. RefSeq lists its product as hypothetical. NCBI's taxonomy places the organism in Eukaryota, Fungi, Basidiomycota, Agaricomycetes, Polyporales, Sparassidaceae. The transcript has 4 exons. Bases 1 to 1905 code for a protein of 634 amino acids. The record is from RefSeq and is a predicted model, not a curated record.
AUGAGGACAGUGCGGUGUUUCUGGUAUGAUAAUGAAGGCAAGCCAUACCUACACCGCGGUACCACUACUGUGCGGGGCUGCACUCGUCUAAACUGUACAUUCAAACAUCCGGACCAACCAGGCUGGGAGCAAGCUUUAACGAGCCGUGAUAAGCCGGCGCCACACCUCCUCGCAGACGAGGAAAUGGACAAGGUAUACGGUCCGCCAAUAGUUCCUGUGCAUCAUCGUCCCCGUUCCCCAUAUGUCCCGCGCAACCGAGGGGGGCAUUCUCCAGCCCGCUCACGUUCUCCCGGUCGCUCGCCGCGCCGCCGACCGAAGUCUCGCUCGGUAUCUCCCCGCCGCCGCUCACGAAGCAAGGAGCGCCAAAGGAGAAACGACUCAGUGUCUUUCAGUGAAAAUUCCUCUCCAUUUCGCACUCGGCCGCACCGAUUGUCCCCAGGGAGGUUGACCGAGCGACGUUCUCCAAUCCAUGACAGUCGCAAAGGCAGCCUCCCCAAAUCCAACACGUCUGAUAAUGUUGCUAUCAAGUUAUCAGAAUCUCCGGUUCUUGCAGCGGCCAGGGUUGGUGAUGCGCCGAUGAAGAAGGGUACGUUGAAGAUCGUCAUGCCUGCGGCAACCGCGCCCGAGGUGGUACCCGUGGAAGUCGUGCCCAGAUCAAUCACAAACUCGGUGAAGGCGGAGGCACAACCAGACCCGGUGCUCACCGCCGAAGACAAACGCAAGACAUGGGCAACUCGCAUUGAAAUUCUUUCCACCGCGACGACCGUCCGUGCUGAAAGGGAGAAGCUCGAUCGUGAUUUGCGCGACCUCUCACGGCUCGUGGGCUCGUCACAUUUCACGAGUCUGCCUGAAGAAGAGCAGACACGGGUGCAGGCGCACGUCUCGGACCUCGAGACCCGCCGCGCUGCACGCGAGGCCGAGCUCAAGCGCACAGUGUCGGCCCUAGCGGAGGUCGAUGAUUUGCCCGCGCUCGCUACUGAACAACCGCCCUCCAAUACCGAGCUUGUCACACAAAUUGAGGAGCUGAGAAGCUCCGUUGCACAACUGAGUGAGCUGCUGCAGACCGUCAGCGCGCGCGUGCACGCUGGUGGAGUGCGCGCCGAACAAGGUAGCUCAACGCCGGCGAAGCGGCGCAAAUUGUCGACAGACGGUAGUGGCAGCGACGCGCCAACGUUGGUCGAGGCCGCGGAAUUGAAUGAGAUGAGGCAGCGGAUGGACUCCCUCGAGCAGAGCUUGGCUGGCGUCGAAAACAAUGUGAACACGCUGUACGGCGAUAUGUCUCAGGAGGUGACUGCACUGCGAGAGGAGAUGGCUCAGAAUGCGGCAGCGCGCCGUCGGUCACCCUCACUCUCCGAGGGCGCAGCGCAACGACUGGAGUCGCUGGAGAAGGAGGUAACGACCACAGGCGAGGAGAUCGCGGAGCUCGCGCAGGAGGUUGGAGGCCUCAUUCGUGACCGCGGCACAAUGCUCAUCGAGAGCGAACGCCUGAAGCUGGAGAACCAUGAGCUGAAGAAGCAGAUCGAAGAAUUGCAGGGAAGCUACAAAACCAGCUUGGAAACCAUGCGGAAGGAAAUUAGCGUGCUUAAUGCCGCCGUCAUCUUGCGGCUAGCGCAACCUCCUCCCGCGACCAUCACUACCUGUCCGUGGGAUGUAGACCAGAUCCUCGACGCCGUUCGGCCAUCGCUCACGGCGUUCGUCCGAACAGAGGUCCAGCCUCUACUCGACGGGCUCAGAAACUCUGUGCAGGAGCUGCUCGCAGUGCAUGAUGCGCAGUUUUGUGGCAUGAUGGCCUCGAAGCUAGCCGUCACUUUACAGGCGGCGGAGGCCAUGCGGACUUGGCUUGACCGGGUAGGUAUGGGUGCAUUGGGCACACCUGCGAACGCGAAUGGCCUAGGGCAGCAUUGA